AUGGGUGGUUUUUAUCGUCUUCUUCUUCUUCUUCUUCUUCUUCUUCUUCUUCUUUUCUUCUUCUUCUUCUUCUUCUUCUUCUUCUUCUUCUUCUUCUUCUUCUUCUUCUUCUUCUUCUUCUUCUUCUUCUUCUUCUUCUUCUUCUUCUUCUUCUUCUUCUUCUUCUUCGGGAGUGCUGCACUGUUCUUUCCCCGCAACUCCACACAUGCCUUUUCAUUUUCCAACACGACAAAAUCCAAUGCCCUGCUACGCCACAAGAUUCGCACAUUUCCGAUUUAG
Messenger RNA from Closterium sp. Yama58-4, 279 nucleotides. NCBI's taxonomy places the organism in Eukaryota, Viridiplantae, Streptophyta, Zygnematophyceae, Desmidiales, Closteriaceae. The record is from the annotation of a GenBank genome assembly.